Messenger RNA from Staurois parvus, 510 nucleotides. Lineage: Eukaryota; Metazoa; Chordata; Amphibia; Anura; Ranidae. The record is from the annotation of a GenBank genome assembly.
AAAACUGUGCCCCAUGCAUAUCCCAUGAGUGUUGAGUAUGAGUUUGCUAAUCCAACAAAGAUAUUUGAUCAGAACUUUGGUGAAGGUAUAGCUUCAGAAGACCUUCUCUGCCCAACAUUAUAUCAUGGCUAUUAUGUUAGGCCCAGAAGAAAUAAAACACUUGACAGGGGCUUCUCUGAGGUUAGCUGGAACCAGAACAAAUUCCAAGUCUUCCUUGAUGUUUGUCAUUUUCUUCCCGAUGAGAUCAAUGUCCAUACUAUUGACAACCUACUAGAGGUGACAGCCCAACACCCACAGAAGAUAGACAGACAUGGUUUUAUCACCAGGACAUUUAACAGAACAUAUAUUCUACCCCUGGAUGUGGACCCUCUACUAGUGAAAGCUACACUGUCUCAUGAUGGGAUCCUCAGCAUUGAAGCUCCCAAGAAAGGCAUAGAUCUGAAAGAAGUGGUAAAUACAGUGAAGAUAGCAGUUGAGAAACCACCAGAAGAGACAGCAACUGAUAAAUAA